This is a messenger RNA of Mycena indigotica, 729 nucleotides long. RefSeq names its product SHSP domain-containing protein. The transcript has 3 exons. The coding region runs from base 19 to 729 and encodes 236 amino acids. Lineage: Eukaryota; Fungi; Basidiomycota; Agaricomycetes; Agaricales; Mycenaceae. The record is from RefSeq and is a predicted model, not a curated record.
UUCUCUACUGACUCCGCCAUGCCUGCGAAAACCACCCGCAAGACUUCACACUCCGCCCCGCCAUCCGCUCGCUCUCAUGAUGCUGCUCGCGAGGCCCUGAUCCGCCGAUUGAUACAUAUGGACGCAGCCCUGCGUGCUGGUCGCGUUAAGGUGGUUAAUCCUGCUGAAAAUGCGAUUUUUAAGCCCAGGAUGGAACUCUACGACAACCCCGCUCUUUCGCAUAUUUUCGCUGUUGUGGAGCUUCCUGGCGUUAAUAUCGGGGACUUGUCUAUUGGUUUCAAGCAAGGGUGUCUCGAGCUCAGCGGUCGACGCCUUGCGAGAGUUCCUACUCAUGCUCGGGAUCAAGUCAAGCAAGAAGAGAUGGAGAUUGACACAAACGACGCUCUUGGUUUGCAGCGCGAUCCUCGUCUCUUCCCUCUACACGAGCUGCGCUACGGCGGCUUCCAUCGAACGAUCCCACUCCCUGCUGGCCUUGACUCUAGUGCUGUCGAGGCGUCGAUGUCUGAAGGCCUACUCACUAUAUCCUGGCCGCGCGGCACCGACGCGGCACCGAAUUCGACUGCGACGGUUGAGACUAACACCAAUCCGAAUGACUCUGCCGCUGUGGCCAUUCCAGAUCCCGAGCCUGCGACCACUCAGCGGCCCAUCUCUUCUGUCCGGGGAGAUCCGGGCCCUGUUCGACAUGUGCAUGGUCGUUCGACACGUUCGCAGGCCAACCGCCAGGGCUGA